Molecule: messenger RNA, 1989 nt
Organism: Corythoichthys intestinalis (scribbled pipefish)
Lineage: Eukaryota; Metazoa; Chordata; Actinopteri; Syngnathiformes; Syngnathidae
Gene: mkrn4
Product: makorin, ring finger protein, 4
Exons: 8
Coding region: 155-1348 (397 amino acids)
Biological process (GO): protein polyubiquitination
Molecular function (GO): metal ion binding; ubiquitin protein ligase activity
Source: RefSeq, a predicted model, not a curated record
ACGCUUCUGUUGGCUCGUCGCUACGUUAAUUGGCGAAGAGAGACCGGCUGCCGACUAUUAAAAUAUUAGGAGGUCGAACGCCGGACGGGUCGCAAAACAGCAGUAGCAGCAGCACACGCACGCCCAAGCAUAAGCCCAUCGGGCGGCAGCGGACAUGGACCGCUCGUACCCUAAUGGCGGUAUAUGUAGGCAUUAUUUAAACGGCUCAUGCAGGUAUGGCUCCAGAUGCCAUUAUCGACACGAGUUGCCCACUACACAACCACCCCAAAUAUGUCGCUACUUCCAGAAAGGUGCAUGCUGGUAUGGUGAACGCUGCAGGUACAUCCAUGUCCGCCAACCUGAAGGUGGUACAAAUAUUACUGGUCGAAGAAUGCCUGCACCAGCAGCCUCGCCCUCCACAUCUUCCUCCUCAUCCUACUCUGCAACCUCUUCCUCCACAUCCACAGUGGCUGAAGGCCCAGCUGACCAAAGGGGUUCCGAGACUUUUUCCUUUCUACAUAGCAAUCAGUCGCCAAGACGGCAAAAUGGUGCAUCAGGGUCUUCGGUAAUCUCUUCAACUGUCACAGAAGUUAGGACCCGUAAUUCUGGGAAACGGUUACAAGGUUCUGCUUCGCGAGUGUCUGUAAAAAGCUCUGAAUCUGUUUGUGCAGGUGCAUGUGAUAAAGAGGUAAGCCUUCCGGGUGGCACAGAAGCAGCCGGUGCUUCUGCAGCCGCAUUGUGCACCGAGGAGACUGAGGCGAUCUUCCAGAGUCGAGAUGUUAUCUGUGGCAUAUGCAUGGACAAGGUGUAUGAGAAGAUAGACCGCAGAAACAGGGUGUUUGGAAUUUUGCCAAACUGCACUCAUGCCUUCUGCCUAGAGUGCAUCAUGACUUGGAGGAAAACCAGGAACCUUGGGUCCGAUGUCGUCAAGACCUGCCCCCAGUGCAGGGUGAGAUCGGCCUUCUAUGUGCCCAGCAAGUACUGGGUGGAAGGUCAAGCAAAAGAACGUCUAAUAGCAGACUUCAAAGAGAAAUUCAGCAAGCGAAGCUGCAGUUAUUAUGCACAAUACAAAUACUGCCCCUUCGAGGCGGAUUGCCUCUACCGACAUGUCAGGUCUGCACGCCGCCGAUCAUUCUUGUGUAAUACAGACGAUGACGAGGAGGAAGAUGAUGAUGAUGACGACGACGACAAUGACGAUGAUGACGACGACGACGAAGAGGAGGAUGACGACGACGACGAAGAGGAGGAUGAAGACUAUGACGGUCUGCUAAAUUUCUUCAUAGCCAUGACUCUUCUUCAUUCUGACGAGGAUGAUGACGACGACAAUGACAAAUACAUUCCUUUUUUAUUAGCAGAGUAUGGCUUCUGAGCCCUGUUAGACCUCCCAUGCAAUUUUCACAGGGCAGAGUGAGUUGUCUCCACAAGACAUUGUGGCUGUGUUAUGAUGCGACUGUCCCCCUUGGAUCAACAGGUAUAAUUUUGGAGUAGGCAAGGCUCAGUCUUUAGUAGGUCACAUGAUGGACCUACUAUUCCUCAACCAGAGAGAAACUACUAAAUUGAUCUGCUGCAGUGAACAGCUAGAAAUAAAUUGGGCACAUUGGUCAAAUGACAGUGUUCUAGCUGUAAACUGUCUUGACAAGAUAAUGCAAACAAAUUUGAAGGCUGUGUUCCAGCCUCCCACUUUCUGAAGCCAUUGUUAUUCAAACAUUCAUGGCAUGUUGUGUGUUUUCUCUACGCCUCUCCAUUUGGAUUUAACUGCUCAAAACUGAGUGCCAGAAAAAAUUUUAAUUGUUGUUUGUCUGGACCUUUUUUAAAUUGUCAUGAAGAAAGAUUACUGUUCCCCUUUAUGGUUGAUGCUCUGAAUAUUCCUGCCUCAAUUUACAUUUGUGAUACUCUAACCUCAUUUUGACAAUCGUUGAAAUGUUUUGUUUUUUUUUAAAUUUCUUUUAAAAAAAAAUAAAAAUAAAAAAAUGCUGUACUCUUACACUGAAAAUAAACUUUCUCACUAAA